Molecule: messenger RNA, 414 nt
Organism: Penicillium brevicompactum
Lineage: Eukaryota; Fungi; Ascomycota; Eurotiomycetes; Eurotiales; Aspergillaceae
Product: aegerolysin family protein
Exons: 2
Coding region: 1-414 (137 amino acids)
Biological process (GO): symbiont-mediated hemolysis of host erythrocyte
Source: RefSeq, a predicted model, not a curated record
AUGAACGAUUUCAACAAUCACAAUUCCCAGUGGGUCUCGUUCCACAUUCGUGGCCACCUAGACAAGGGCGACGUCUUGGUUCAGAACACUGUCAUCGAAGGCGGUGAGUUCUACGACGUCAAUGACCGCCGCAAGUCCCUCACAGAGGAGGAGAUCGACGAAAUCGUGAUCGCACCCAACGGUGUUGGCGAGAUCGGUGCCCAGAGCCGCCGGGGCAGUGAGGGUCGUCUUGACUUAUUUCAUGAUAAUGCCAAAAUCUGUGAGCUCCAUUGGGAGAACAGAGGAGGAAAAUACGUCAACUUGGUUGAGACGUUGGACAGUAGUGACAAGUAUAGAAUCGAGCAUGGGGGAUGGAGCGCAGAGGAAGGACCUCUCGGACACGUGUUUGUGGACAUCUUGCCAAAGAAGAAGUAG